AUGGUGCGAUUUUCCACACAGACAAUUGCCUCGAAGCGCUUGCGUAUCUCGACGCCCGACGGGGAGACAUCUGCUAUGGCAAUGGCGAUGCCGAUGAUGUCCAUUCCCUCGGCGCCUGUGGCGCCGGCUGCCUCUGCGAGCACGGCGAUGGCGGACGGCGCUGUUCUUGCGACGCUGGAUGUGGAUACGCUCGAUUGCAGCGUGUGUAUGGAAUCCCUGACCCCGCCGAUCUUCCAGUGCUCGAACGGCCACAUCGCCUGCCAGAGCUGCCGCUCCAAGAUCAGCGACGUGUGCCCGACGUGCUCCAAGCCGCUGGGAUCGAUCCGCUGCCUGGCCAUCGAGAAGCUCAUCGAGACGCUGAGCGUGAGCUGCAAGUUCGCGGACCACGGCUGCGGCGCCAUGCCCAAGUUCGUCCACAAGGCGAUCCACGAGAGGAGCUGCGAAUUCCGGCCAUGCGCCUGCCCGAUCAAGCCCUGCAACGUCUCGGCUCCAACCAGAGAUCUCCUGGCGCACAUCGUCGAGGCGCAUCAGGUGGCGCGCUACGAUUUCUCGUGGGAAGCUCGGUGCACGCUCUUCCUCGCGGGGCCAGAGGCGGCGUUCUUCCUGCUUAAGGUUGAAGGGCUGUGCUUCUUACUCCACCAGGACAAGAAUUCUCUCGGGAGCUCGCUCUACGUGACUUACUUUGGAGCCGCGGCACCGGACGAGUAUCUCUACCAGGUGGAGCUCAAGAAUGGGAAGAAGAGGCUGCUGUUCGAGAGCGUGGCACAGACUUUCUCGCAGAGCAGGCAGCCCAUGGAUUUCCUGGUGGUUCCGGCACAUAUGUUCCCAAGCGAGGGGCGUUUGCAGCUGGAAGUUUCUCUCCAGAGGGUCGGGAGCUCCUCGGCCAAGAAGAGGAUCAGCUUCCAGGACGCGAUGUUCUAGAGUUGCAAGUAGACCAGAUUGAGCCGACGAAGAACAGGGACGCGAUGUUCUAGAGUUGCAAGUAGAUCAGAUCAAGCCGACGAAGAACAGGAGGACGCGAUGUUUUAGAGUUGGAAGUAGAUCAGAUCAAGCCGACGAAGAACGCUUUUGGUGGUGGCGGUGCUCGACGAUGGCUGUGGAGUUUCUUUCAGUGCGACGAUGGGAUUUUGGAUUGCUGCUCGGAUGGAAAACCAAGUUAGCUGUGGGGCCUCUUGCCCGUGGCAAUGACGAGGAUGGCAAGCAAGAGGAAGAUGAUCAGGCCUGCCAUGAUGUACUUGUUCCUGGUGAUCCUCCGGCUGAUGUUGUGGAUGAUGACUUUGCCCCGGGCGAUGUUGUCGUCCACUCCAUGCAACUGGAUCAUCCAAGAACAGACGAUCUAAGCGGUGAUCAAGCGCAAAACUUACGGUGUU
This is a messenger RNA of Selaginella moellendorffii, 1370 nucleotides long. Its product is annotated as E3 ubiquitin-protein ligase SINA-like 2. Gene Ontology annotation, molecular function: zinc ion binding. The record is from RefSeq and is a predicted model, not a curated record. The coding region runs from base 1 to 921 and encodes 306 amino acids. NCBI's taxonomy places the organism in Eukaryota, Viridiplantae, Streptophyta, Lycopodiopsida, Selaginellales, Selaginellaceae. The transcript is spliced from 2 exons.